CGCCAGUAGGUAAUCCUUUAUCACUACGCGGUUGGCGCGAGGACCCUUAGGGGUGUAUUGUGUGCGCGAGACAGAAUGGGUGGAAGGUAGACGGCAAGCAUGAGAGAGACGAGCUGUGAAACAUCAGUGAGAUGUUCGGGAAGGUGGUAUGAUGGAAGGUUCGGAAAAGGAAAGGGAAACGUGUAAUGGAACGUCCUUCCCAUGGCUCGCUCGUACAGACAACAGGUUUUGGAAACUCGCCGACUGCUUUUCUUCUCUCCAGCAAACUGCCCCGGCUGCACACCACCAGAACAAUUUCAUGGAAGUCCGUAAGCCUGUGUUGGAACUGAAAGAUGUCCCUCCACCUCCACUACACAGUGCCUCUCAGCAGCCUCUUGCUCUGGCCCCCAAGCCUGUGCCUCCUCCCUGCCAACUCCCUUCAGACCCUCAACUCCCCCAGCAGCCCCUCUCUCAGCUGCAGCCUGGUAGCCCUAAAGUAAGCUUGUGUUCCCGCUGUGAAUGCAGCCUGCACGUCCAACAGCACUCGGGCUCCUUUGAAGCCAGGGCCCACAGUUUAGGUGACGGUUUCGGUGGUGGCUGUAGCAUUAGCAGCAGCGUUAAUCCUAGCACUGGUGGUGGUGGUCGUCCUGCACUUUUUUCCCCUACACAGCUGCAGACCCCGCAGAGUUUUGGGUUCCGGGUGGCCUCAGUAGCCACGUCUCAGCCCAUGGCAGCUCACACACACCCGUCCUGCUGCGGGCAUCUUCACACUUUUUCUCCUGUCUCAGCGGGUCGCCUGCAGUCAAAUCACGGGCCCUGUGUGGCCUUACCCGGGUGCUGCCGCUGUAGCGAGGAGCAUCGGGUGGAACAGCACUACCAUUCACACAGUGACACACAAUCCUCUACUCACCUCUGCACUAACCCUUUGUACCUCGAGCACAACACCGUCUGUCAGCAGGGAGCACACUACUGCCAUCAGUGUUUAAGAAAGCCCACACAGGGUUUGGGUGCUGCUGACUCUGAGAAGGUUUGGCCGAACAUCCCCCCUCCUCAGCCCUGCCCUUCUACUGUACCUAUCUGUAACGGCUGUAGAGUUCCUGGAACACCCAACGAUGGCAUUCUGCACCCCACCAGCAUUGGAAAAAUUAACCAGAAAUAUGGGUCAACUGAAGGUGGUGGGCAAGAGUCCUUGCCCCCAGUGGGUGUGUUUUGGGACAUAGAGAACUGUGCUGUGCCCAGCGGACGUUCAGCUGCCACUGUAGUUCAAAGACUCCGUGAGCGUUUCUUCCAGGGACACCGCGAGGCCGAGUUCAUCUGCGUGUGUGACAUCAGCAAAGAGAACAAGGCUGUCAUUCAGGAGCUUAACAACUGCCAGGUCACUGUUGCUCACAUAAAUGCCACAGCCAAAAAUGCUGCUGAUGACAAACUCCGACAGAGUCUCAGACGCUUUGCUGAAACGCACACCGCUCCUGCCACAGUCAUCGUAGUUUCUUCUGAUGUGAACUUUGCCAGUGAGCUGAGUGACCUUCGACAUCGCCACGGCUUCCAGGUUAUUCUGGUGCACAAGACUCAAGCAUCACCUGCUCUCCUGCAGCAUGCACACCUUCACGUCCUGUUUGAGGACUUGGUCUCUGAAUUGCCUCCCAGGAUGCUAAUCAAAUCACAGCCCUGUCUCAACCUUCUCUUUGUGCACAACCUCCCCACGCACCGUGACACCAAGUCUGUCAGUAGCAGGCUUCAGCGCCUGUCCAAUAACUGCGGUGGGAAAGUGCUGGGCGUGUCCGGCGGCACCGCUGUGCUCCGAUUUGCCAGUGCAGAGGCAGCUGAGCGCGCCCGUAAGCGCAUGGAGAACGAGGACGUCCUGGGAAACCGCAUCACUCUGUCAUUUUCCCCCGAUGGGCUACAGGAGGAGGAGGCGGCGGAGCCGUCUCGGCCUGCUGCCUCUUCCUCCUUUUCUAGCGGCCUGUUCCUCCCAGUGGAGAAGCUGCGGUCACCACGUCGCCCCAGGCGGGCGUCGCGAGCCUCACAAAAUGGCAGGGAUGCUGGGGUAAAUGUUCCAGAAAGACCUUACAGCCCUAGGAAAGUGGGGCAUGCUUCUUCCUGCAGCCCAGUGUUGAAGUCCCUUUCCCAGGACUUGAGUGGUAUGGAGUCUAAGGCCAGGACAGGUUUCCCUCUGGAGAAAGUCCGUGCUGCAUCUGCGUCUCCUCAGAGCAAUGGCCUGUCUUCUCAGCUGCAGCCUGCUAAACCAGCCUUCCCUGCAGAGCUCCUGCAACGGGGCCGCAGGAGAGAGUCGUGCAGCCUGCGCACUACUACAGAUUCUCCAGCAGAGUCAUUUCAGGUGAGCACACCAUCAGCUUUCAGCAAACUCAACCUGCACACUUCCUUCAGCCCGCUGAUGUUCUCGCAGGGAUCUUGGUCCUCAAGGAGUGCAUCUCCGUGUCUGUCCAACCGUUCAUCCCCGCUGAGUGUUCCCUCUCGUAGCCCGUGUCCCGACUCUCAGACCGAGCCUUUCUCAGACGGUGCAGAUAUCCAAGUAGCCAAUCUCGAUUACAGGAUGUCCAGGAAAGAGUUGCAGCAGAUCCUGCUCGACACCUUCGCCAAGCAUGGCAGGGUGAAAUCUGUUGAGCUCAGUCCUCACACAGACUACCAGCUCAAAGCUAAGGUACAGAUGGGUUCUCUGCAGCAGGCUAUCGGAGCCGUCAGCAUCCUUCACCGCUACAAGAUUGGCAAUAAGCGCAUCCAUGUCUCCCUCAUUACCGGUGCAAAUAACAAAUCCCUUACCUGCCUCAGCUCCGAGAUUAUCAGUAUUCUUCAGGAUUCUCCAGCAAACUGUCUUCCACUGUCUAAAUUCACUGAAAUUUAUGAGAAAAAAUUUGGCCGUAAACUUGUGGUGAGCGAUCUCUACAGAUUGCCAGAGGUAGUGGCUGUUCGUGAACAGAGUGGAGGGCGCUUGGUUUGUCUUCUGUCUAGCAGCCUAGCUAGGCAUAGUCCCCUGGGCUCCUCCCAGUCUCAUGAUGGCUCCUCCACCAGUGGCAGUCCAGUGGUCUUUGAGGAGCUCGAGUAUCACGAGCCUGUCUGCAAACGUCACUACACAGAGCAAGAUUUCAGUGAGGCAGAUUAUGACCCUGACACAUAUAAGAUCCCGUUUGUUGUGGUGUCUCUGAAAGCCUUAUCUGCACACGUGCACAGUCUGCUGCAGUCGCAUGAGGGUACUAUCCCCUUGCUGAGUUUCCCAGAAUGUUAUGCGUCAGAGUUCAGUCCGUUGACGGUGGCUGAAGAAGGAAAGCUGGAGGGUAGUGUUCCGCUGGAGCACCUUAUUACCUGUAUACCAGGUAUCACCAUUGUAACUGCACAGAAUGGCUAUAAGGUCAUCAAAUGGAUCCACAACAAACCCCCACCACCCAAUGCAGACCCCUGGCUGCAGCGCUGUAAGAGCCCAGUAGGAAAUCCACAGUUGAUCCAAUUCAGUCGAGAAAUUGUAGAUCUGAUGAAAAACCAGCCCUCCUGCUUGAUGCCUAUAACUAAAUUCAUCCCUGCCUACCACCAUCACUUUGCCAAGCAGUGCCGGGUCUCUGAUUAUGGCUACACCAAACUGCUGGAGCUGCUGGAAGCUGUACCACAUGUACUACAGAUCCUGGGCCUGGGCUCUAAAAGGUUGCUGACCCUCACACACAGGGCGCAGGUGAAGCGUUUCACUCAAGACCUGCUCAAACUGCUCAAGUUUCAGGCGAGCAAGCAGGUCAUCGUCAGGGACUUCAUGCAGGCCUACCACUGGUGUUUCUCCAGAGACUGGCGAGUGGUUGACUACGGGCUGUGUGACUUGGUGGAUCUGCUGAGUGAGAUUCCUGACACGACUAUCACCAUCACACAGCAGGAUUCAGAGACUGUAAUAUCUGUGCCUAAGAGAGAGCGGACUGCAGACGAGAUCGAGCGCACCAGACAGUUCGGGAAGGAGGUGGUAGAUCUGCUGCGGCACCAACCGCACUUCCGCAUGCCCUUCAGCAAGUUCAUCCCCACUUAUCACCACCACUUCGGGCGCCAGUGUAAGCUCACCUACUAUGGUUUCUCCAAGCUCGUGGAGCUGUUCGAAGCCAUUCCUGAUGUCCUUCAGGUGCUAGAAUGUGGCGAGGAGAAGGUACUGGCUCUCACUGAGGUUGAGCGUGUAAAGGCUCUGGCAGCUCAGCUGGUGAAGCUCUUGCGUGCUCAGAAAGACUCCACCCUACCUGUUACCCAGCUGCUAGCUGAGUACAGCAAGACCUUCGGUUACGGACUUCGCCUGCAGGAUUACGAUGCCAGUACGCUGCCUGCCCUUCUCACCAAACUCUGUCAUGUGGUCAAGGUGGUGGAUGGAGCUGAAGAAAAAGAAGUCCAGCUUAUCAACAGAAAAUCACUACGUACUCUUACAUCACAGUUGUUGUCUAUAAUGAUGUCACUUCCCGAUGAGCACAACUGGCUGGGAGUGGAGGCACUGCAGAAACAGUACGAGUCAGUGUAUGAUCAGCAGCUCAACCCCUGCGAAUACGGCUUCGUCUCCCUCACUGAGCUGCUUAAGAGCCUGCCCUACCUGGUGGAGUUGUUCGAGGAGGAGGAGGAGGAGGAGGGUAAUAAAACCAAAGAGCAAGUACGGUUAACUCGGCUGUACCAGUUCGCUCGAAAAGUCCGAGCCCUCCUGCACACCUACCACUAUAACCAGAUCUUCCUGACUGAGUUUUGGGGUGCCUUUAGCAAGUACACAGGCCAAGAGUUCCAGCCUCGUGACUAUGGAUACAGCAGUCUGGACGAACUCCUGACUGCCAUACCGCAGGUCGUCUGGAUCAAAGGCCAUGGUCACAAGAAGAUAAUAGUCCUGAGGAAUGAUAUGAAAGCUCGCAGCAGCCCCGCCAACACGGAGAGCCCUCAACCUGAGGAGGCCCGAGAGAGCCAGAGCCCUGACAGCACAAACAGCCCAGGUGGCAGUACUGGUGAAGCGGAACUGCUGUGUCUAAGCUCCGGUUCUCCCGUGGACCUGCUGUGCGGGCCAGUUCCCUCCUGCCUGCCUUCGCCUCAGCUACAUCCUGACCCGGUUCUACUCCAGCACAGAGACCUCAUCCGAUUUGAGGAGCACUCUCACAGCCAGCCCACGGGCGGCACCGGAGAGGAUCAGGCCGUCCACGACCGUCAGCCUCAAACAGCUCUGACGCCGACUGAAUGCUGCUUAUCUUCAAAUGAAGAGAGUAAUAUGGAGAAAACAUCAGUGUGCAGCGUAGGUGAAGAUGCCAUCGACGAUGUCGAAAAGGAUGCAGAAUGUCCGAGUGGAAAUGCUAGAUCUAAUAAUACUCCCAAGCCCUCGGAACCUCCCAAUCUUAAACCCUUGGCCACAGAAAGCCCCAACAAAAGAGCCUUCCGGAAUAAGAUAAAACUUGCAGCUAAUUUUUCCUUCUCUUCAGCGCCCUUAGUCUAAUGUUACUUGUUAAUCAGAUCGAGCUCCCAAAUUCCAUAGUGUUUUAUUUUAUUACGUUUUUUUUUGACCGCUCUGGUAAAAAUAAAUAAAAUGAGAUGCUUAAGCGGCCAGCGAAAUAAAUCCACGCAACUCUACAGAGCUGCGGCUGUGAGGGAUUUGAUCUGACUAAAGGUAGCCUGAAGGGGACAUCCCUCCCUGUGCUUCUAAUUCUUCUUCUGCUUCUGUCUCUCAAAACGUUCAACGCACUUGCUCGUAAUUUAGUUUUUUACAGUUUUGUUUAGUUAGUUGGUGUAAAUCCUGAGUAUUUCAAUAUUCUGAGUUUUACGUUCUGCUGAAAAAUCGCGUCUUCUAGGAUACGUUUACGAAACAUGAGUUUAUAUGAAACGAAAACACACCUUCAAGUUAGCUGUAACCAAGGCAACCCUGUGCUGUUUUUGGGUAUCAUGGUUUUCACCAAAUUGAUUUCCUGGUCAGGUUUGAAAUCCUCUGACUGACCCUGCUCUUCCUGCACACGAUAUUGUAACAAAUGCAAAGGAGACGUCAUCUCCUAUUUAUGCACAGGAUGUUUUUUAAAUAAUAUUAAGUUAUUGAAUGAGGGAGUUAAAUAUAUAAAAUAUAAGAAUCUUUAAAAUGAUGUAAAGUCCUUAUGUAUUUGUAGGAUUUCUGCAACUGUGUCCUUCAGAAAUCUUUAGAGAUUAAUGUCUAAAGGUUUUUUUUUUUCCUUUUCCCCAGAUACGGGUUUAGAGUAAAUUUCUGGUCCAUGAUUUAGUGCACAUGUUGAUGUUGGAGUAUUGGCAUUCUGUUCAAGAUAUUAAGAGUGCAGUUCUCUUCAGUAGAGAUUAGGAGAUGAGCAGGUGUCACUUUGGAUGUUUGAGCUAGGUCCAGGGCACGCAUGCAGGAUCAAGUCAAGGUCGUGUCAGAGCUCUUUGCUAACUUGAAACGCGCAAUUCGGCAGCUGAUGUCGACAACGAAAGAUUAGUUGGUGCGUGCAAAACUCUGUGGUUCUACCGGCAGAGUUCAAGCAGAAGCUCUAUUUUAGUUUUAGCGGUGUACGCAGCUCGCGCUCUGUUUUGUUUCAAUUGUUUUGUGUGAAAUUUUAUAUGCACAUGGUGCAUAGAUAAUUUCCUGUUUAAUGUGGCGAUCUAGCAGCUGUAGAGUUUUAAUCUGUUUGCUUCCUGCUUUUCAAAAAGGUUCAUGAUGGCAAGAGCCAAGGUUGUUUUCUUUAACCUUGAUCAGUUUCUUUGGAUCUGUUAACAGUCUGCACUUAUUCUUCGUGCAAGACUUUAGCAUGUGACAUUUAGAGAUGGGUUUUAAAUGCACCGGAGUCAAGGAUGGUACGCGCUCAGAGUGGAAAAACACUGUGGUAUCAGGGGGACACACACAGGCCCUCUGAUUUAUUUCUUUUUCUUUUUCUGUGGACGAAGCUGGGGCUUUUUACAAUGGCUUGUAUCAGCCUUGGCACCAUCAGAGAUGAAGAGCGAGAAAGCUGGUAGGGCGUUCCCUCCUACACUCACUUAGUGUGUUGUUGUUUUUUUUUUUUGACUUUUUUUUUUUUUUUUGGUCUUGUUUAGUGGGUUUCUUGGGACCGAAGACUUAUCCUGCAUCUGUUUGUGCUGUCUGGGUUAUCCCAGGACAAAAAAAACAAAACUAAAAAUCCCAGCCUGAACAUCUGACAAGCUACUCUUCUGAUCUGUUUUUGUGCAGCAAGAAUCAUGUUUUGGCAGCAUCUUCCUCUAAAAUAGCUUUCUGUUUUUAUUGUGAAUGUAUGUGAUUCGUUGACCAAUUUCUUGGGCUCUGGCCUUGAACCUGAUGGUCAUGAAAAUGGCUGCUCAUUUCAUUUAACAAGGUCUUGCUGUGAGUUUAAUGCAGUCUAUUCCAGUUUUAGUCAAGUGUAAAGCUCAUGUUCCUAAUUUCGUGACUCGCCACCACGGAGUGGCUGCAUUAUGUCCCGAAUGAUUUACUUUCAUCCCAUAUUAAAAGAGCUGAUUUAUUAUUUUUUAAAAUAAAGAUUAUCAAAGGCCUGAUAUUUGUUUCAUGUAGAGUACCUUAGAGCUGAGUCACACCGGUCGUAACGAGUACGCUUUUAGUUUGCUGUUUAGUUGGGGGAGAUUGUUUGGUUACAGCUAACUUGGAGGACAAAUCUUUGAACAUCUUAUUUGUUGCGCCACAAUGAGAAGCCAAACUUGUUUGCCUAUGCACUUUUGCAUAGUUUUGAUUUAUUAAAUACCAUUCUACCCAGGGUGUGAUGUUAAUAACGUUCAAACGUUCAUGGCAGUUACAACCAUUUAGUUGAGCAACGUCUCUUUUCCAGCAUGGAAUGUUUUUUUUUUUUUUGGUUUGUGAUUAGGGGUCACCUGUGUGUUUCCAAAAUGACCUUGAGCAAGUGCAGUUAGAACAAAGGUUCAUGCUGGACUGAUCCUGAUUCUAUCCUAAUGUAUCUAACCAGUAUUGUGAAUGAUCUUGUUAGAAAGCCAACAAGUAAUUACUAAUUUGGGAGACACUCUUGGGUAUAAAAUGAUGCACAGGCUCAAGAUGACUGUACAGUAGUUCUCUUCACCAGAGGCACAAUGUCAUCAUGUUCACCUAAAAUUCUGUGCCCCAUUUUGUUUCUUGCUAAUUGCACUUGAGUUGCAUGUUUUUUCUUUAAUAUUGUGAUUUCUUCCUCUGCUCACUGUCACUUACCCCCCACCCCCCCCCCCCCCCCCCCAUCAUCAUCAUCAUCGCAUUUCACUUCUUUGUGAAGUUCCCGAAAUAUUUCUGUUUAAUAAAUUUCACAAGCAUCA
Molecule: messenger RNA, 8202 nt
Organism: Clarias gariepinus (North African catfish)
Lineage: Eukaryota; Metazoa; Chordata; Actinopteri; Siluriformes; Clariidae
Product: meiosis regulator and mRNA stability factor 1
Exons: 26
Coding region: 149-5419 (1756 amino acids)
Biological process (GO): post-transcriptional gene silencing
Cellular component (GO): cytoplasm; peroxisome
Molecular function (GO): RNA nuclease activity; mRNA base-pairing post-transcriptional repressor activity; CCR4-NOT complex binding
Source: RefSeq, a predicted model, not a curated record